CCACUGACGGAGAACCCCUGUCUUUUAACAGAUCCUGUAUAUGACCUCGUUCUUCUACACAUUGAACUAUGUAUGGACCCUGUACUCUGGGCUAAAUAACAGAUUCUACAGUAGCCUUCAUGGAUACCCAGCCCAAUGCGCCACCAAACUGAGAAGUUUCAGCAAGAUUGCUGCAGUCCUGUCAUGUGUCCUCCCCGUGCUGCUGAUGCUGCCAGUGUUUGUAACAGGAAACAUGGACCACUGUUACACAAACUUCAGCCAGCCUUACAAGUGCCUUCUAAUGCACACGGAGGCACUCUUCAUGUCCACUGACUUGAGCAAGAUGGAGGUGGACUCAGCUUGCCGCCUGGGACACAUGUACAGUAUUGCUGUCUUCCUGGCAGUGUUCCUCCUCACCUUUGUUGGCAUUGUGGUGCUCAUGGGAAAAGCCCGCACUGUUUACAGACGUUGUGUGAGUUCUAGCGGUUUCCUCGGCGACAGGCAGUGGGCGUCACUUCGUGUUCUGGACCGACACAUGCUCCUCUACCCCUCUGUCUUCUUCUUCUGUUGGGGCCCAGCAGUGUUCCUGGCAGCCAUGAUUCUGUACAACCCCAAAUCAGUGGAGGGAGUUGUGGGCGUCAUUCUCUACAUCUUACAGGUAAAACUGCCAGCUGCUCUGAAACCUACAUCCAAGACGUGUGCAACCUCAGUCCAUGGCUUAACUUCUACUUCCUCAUCCCAGGCCUUCACCUCAUCCUCUCAAGGCCUUCUGAACUGUGUGGUGUACGGCUGGACACAGACACACUUCCGCUCAGCUAGCAAAGAUGCUCUAAGGGACAUGGACACCCAGACGCCACUUCUGAGAUCUCAGAAGAAAGGCUAUAAAACUCUAUGGUCAACACCAUCCCCCAAACCAGAUGAUAUAGAAGGAUCUGGUAUUCUACCGACACCACAUUAACUUACUAUGGUGGUUGUGACACUGGCAAAAGAAAUUAAACAAAGCCUUUUGUGCCAGACUAGGAGUGACAGUUUGGUUUUGAAUCUUGGGGACAGUACCUUGGGAAGCACCUGUUAUACCAAUGAAGCAAGAACACCCUCGGCUGUACACAAGGGACAGCAGGGUCCAACCAGACAGAGGCUGAACUGCUGAGGCGUAAAAAAGGGAAGAACCAGGGAAUUUACAAGGAGAGGAAGAGCAGCUCUGAAACAGGAUCUGAGAGCUCUGUACUUUCAUAGGAAUCAGAGUCACUCCCUCCCUCACUUGUUUUGACUGCAUCGCUCGUGCAAACAUUGUCUCUACAUUAGUGUUUAGAAUUUCCCACAGUAGUUGGGGAUAGCCGAGGAUAUUUGUGAAAGGCUUUGUAACUGACUGGCAUGUCUUUGAUUUAGAGGGGCCCUGAUUGAGCCCAACCGUGUGGAAACAGUGAGCAGCCUGUCACUUUUCAUCUUGAUGGAACAAAGGCCCUCCAUUCACAGAGAUGCUGCUUGACGUACGAGUUUGGCCCGUGGUGUUGUGUGAUGGUCGUAGAUACGCAAGUGUUGCAAUGUUUAGUUUUCGCCCUGCAUGGGCUUGGUCACAGAAAUGUGACUGUAGGUUUAUGCUCACUCCUUGAGUUCAAUUCUAAACUUUAUCAAAGGGGACAAUUAUUGCCUUGCAUGAGAACAGGAUAAAUACAUCACCACAACAUACAAUUAUUGCCUUGCAUGAGAACAGGAUAAAUACAUCACCACAACAUACAAUUAUUGCCUUGCAUGAGAACAGGAUAAAUACAUCACCACAACAUACAAUUAUUGCCUUGCAUGAGAACAGGAUAAAUACAUCACCACAACAUACAAUUAUUUUUUUUCUGAGAUGCAAAUGAAACUGAAUGAAAAUAAUGGGAAUUUCCGGUCUGUCAAUGCAUUGGACUUUAUUUCUGUUUAACUCAAUCCAUCAAUAUGAAAUGGGCAUUGCAGCUCAAAUAUAGUAACUGCUGCAGCCUCAUCAAAACAAUAAAAUCUUGUUUCACUCCCACAUCCGACCAGCUGCAUCAUGGCAGUUAUCAAAGAUGAGGCUGUAGUCAGUGCCUCCAGCUUUGACGAAAUCAGAGACCGUCUUACUCCCUUUAAAGUUUUUGGUUUCAACUUUCUGCAAAAAGUUUUAAAAAACAAUGUUUUAAUCUGUGUAUUUGCCACUACAGAGUCAUUUCAAUAAAAUAUGCUUAUGAAAGAAAGCUGAUUGAA
Molecule: messenger RNA, 2202 nt
Organism: Oncorhynchus kisutch (coho salmon)
Lineage: Eukaryota; Metazoa; Chordata; Actinopteri; Salmoniformes; Salmonidae
Product: transmembrane protein 116-like
Exons: 6
Coding region: 41-937 (298 amino acids)
Biological process (GO): adenylate cyclase-activating G protein-coupled receptor signaling pathway
Cellular component (GO): plasma membrane
Molecular function (GO): G protein-coupled receptor activity
Source: RefSeq, a predicted model, not a curated record